Messenger RNA from Ochotona curzoniae (black-lipped pika), 3887 nucleotides. Its product is annotated as pre-mRNA-processing factor 40 homolog A. The record is from RefSeq and is a predicted model, not a curated record. Gene Ontology annotation, biological process: mRNA cis splicing, via spliceosome. The transcript has 26 exons. Gene Ontology annotation, cellular component: U1 snRNP; U2-type prespliceosome. Lineage: Eukaryota; Metazoa; Chordata; Mammalia; Lagomorpha; Ochotonidae. Gene Ontology annotation, molecular function: RNA binding; protein binding. The coding region runs from base 11 to 2941 and encodes 976 amino acids.
UCUUGUUGGUAUGUGUAGCGGCAGUGGCCGCCGGCCGAGCAGUCUGAGCCCGACGAUGAGGCCGGGAACUGGAGCCGAGCGUGGAGGCCUCAUGGUGAGAGAAAUGGAGAACUUGCGUCCCUCGCGGGGUCCGGGGUGCGAGGAGGGACGGUGGUCCGGGUCCCACCUCCGCUGCAGCUCUGAGGUGUCUGCCGACGGCUUCCUCGGGCGACAGGCCUCGAUGGGCCACCCUGGCAUGCAUUAUGCCCCAAUGGGAAUGCACCCUAUGGGUCAGAGAGCAAAUAUGCCUCCUGUACCUCAUGGAAUGAUGCCACAGAUGAUGCCCCCCAUGGGAGGGCCGCCAAUGGGACAAAUGCCUGGAAUGAUGUCUUCAGUAAUGCCUGGCAUGAUGAUGUCCCAUAUGUCACAGGCUUCCAUGCAGCCUGCUUUACCGCCAGGAGUAAAUAGUAUGGAUGUAGCAGCAGGUGCAACAUCUGGCGCAAAAUCAAUGUGGACUGAACAUAAAUCACCUGAUGGAAGGACUUACUACUAUAAUACUGAAACAAAACAGUCUACCUGGGAGAAACCAGAUGAUCUUAAGACACCUGCUGAGCAACUAUUAUCUAAAUGCCCCUGGAAGGAAUACAAAUCUGAUUCUGGAAAGCCUUACUAUUACAAUUCUCAAACAAAGGAAUCCCGCUGGGCCAAACCCAAAGAACUUGAGGAUCUUGAAGGAUACCAGAAUACCAUUGUUGCUGGAGGUCUUAUUACAAAAUCAAACCUGCAUGCAAUGAUCAAAGCUGAAGAAAGCAGUAAGCAAGAAGAGUGCACCACAACAUCAGCAGCCCCGGUUCCUACAACAGAAAUUCCAACUACAAUGAGUACCAUGGCUGCUGCAGAAGCAGCAGCUGCUGUUGUUGCUGCAGCAGCCGCAGCAGCAGCAGCUGCUGCAGCAGCCAAUGCCAAUUCUUCCACUUCUACUUCUAAUACUGUGGGUGGAACUGUUCCAGCUGUUCCUGAGCCUGAAGUUACUUCCAUUGUUGCUACUGUUGUAGAUAAUGAAAGUACUGUAACCAUUUCAACUGAGGAACAAGCACAACUUGCUAGUACCCCUGCUGUUCAGGAUCAGAGUGUUGAAGUAUCCAGUAAUACUGGAGAAGAAACAUCUAAGCAGGAAACUGUAGCUGAUUUUACUCCCAAAAAAGAAGAGGAUGAAAAUCAACCAGCAAAAAAAACAUAUACUUGGAACACAAAAGAGGAGGCAAAGCAAGCAUUUAAAGAAUUAUUGAAAGAAAAGCGGGUACCAUCAAAUGCUUCCUGGGAACAAGCUAUGAAAAUGAUCAUUAAUGAUCCACGAUACAGUGCUUUGGCAAAAUUGAGUGAAAAAAAGCAGGCGUUUAAUGCCUAUAAAGUCCAGACAGAAAAAGAGGAAAAAGAAGAAGCAAGAUCAAAAUACAAAGAGGCUAAGGAGUCCUUUCAGCGUUUCCUUGAAAAUCAUGAUAAAAUGACUUCUACAACCAGAUACAAGAAAGCAGAGCAAAUGUUUGGAGAGAUGGAAGUCUGGAAUGCAAUAUCAGAACGUGACCGUCUUGAAAUUUAUGAAGAUGUUCUGUUUUUUCUUUCAAAGAAGGAAAAGGAACAAGCAAAGCAGUUACGAAAGAGGAACUGGGAAGCCUUAAAAAAUAUACUUGACAACAUGGCUAAUGUAACAUACUCUACAACUUGGUCUGAAGCCCAGCAGUAUUUGAUGGAUAAUCCAACAUUUGCAGAAGAUGAGGAGUUACAGAAUAUGGACAAAGAAGAUGCAUUAAUUUGCUUUGAAGAACACAUUCGGGCUUUAGAAAAGGAAGAAGAAGAAGAAAAGCAGAAGAGUUUACUCAGAGAAAGAAGACGACAGCGCAAAAAUAGAGAAUCUUUUCAGAUAUUUUUAGAUGAAUUGCAUGAACAUGGACAGCUACAUUCUAUGUCAUCCUGGAUGGAAUUAUAUCCAACUAUUAGUUCUGACAUUAGAUUCACCAAUAUGCUUGGUCAGCCUGUUUUUUCAUUAGGAUCAACUGCACUUGAUCUUUUCAAGUUUUAUGUUGAGGAUCUUAAAGCACGUUAUCAUGAUGAAAAAAAGAUAAUAAAAGACAUUCUAAAGGAUAAAGGAUUCGUAGUUGAAGUGAAUACUACUUUUGAAGAUUUUGUGGCAAUAAUUAGUUCAACAAAACGAUCAACUACAUUAGAUGCAGGAAACAUCAAGUUAGCCUUCAAUAGUUUGCUAGAGAAGGCAGAAGCCCGUGAACGUGAAAGAGAAAAGGAGGAGGCCCGGAAGAUGAAACGGAAAGAAUCUGCAUUUAAGAGUAUGUUGAAACAAGCUGCUCCUCCAAUAGAGUUGGAUGCUGUCUGGGAAGAUAUCCGGGAGCGGUUUGUAAAAGAGCCAGCAUUUGAGGACAUAACCCUGGAGUCUGAAAGAAAAAGAAUAUUUAAAGAUUUCAUGCAUGUGCUUGAGCAUGAAUGUCAGCAUCACCAUUCAAAGAACAAGAAACAUUCUAAGAAAUCUAAAAAACAUCAUAGGAAACGUUCCCGCUCUCGAUCCGGGUCAGAUUCAGAUGAUGAUGACAGCCAUUCAAAGAAAAAAAGACAGCGCUCGGAGUCGCGUUCAGCUUCGGAGCAUUCUUCCAGUGCUGAAUCUGAGAGAAGUUACAAGAAGUCAAAAAAGCACAAGAAGAAAAGUAAGAAGAGGAGACAUAAAUCUGACUCCCCAGAAUCAGAUACUGAGCGUGAGAAGGAUAAAAAAGAAAAAGAUCGGGAAAGCGAAAAAGAUAGAACUAGACAAAGAUCAGAAUCAAAACACAAGUCACCUAAGAAAAAGACUGGGAAAGAUUCUGGAAAUUGGGAUACUUCUGGCAGUGAACUGAGCGAAGGGGAAUUAGAAAAGCGCAGAAGAACCCUUUUGGAGCAACUGGAUGAUGAUCAAUAAAUUAUACCAAAUAUAUGUUUACAGUAUGAUUUAAAGUCUAAUUCAGUCCAGGGAUUCUAUUUUAAGUUCAGUUUAAAUAACACUGGGUUUUAAUUAUCACAGAAAAAAAAGUGCAUUUAAGUAUUGUUAUUGUGGACUUUAUAAAAGCAAAAGAACUGAAAAUAACUUCUGAUUCUGUAUCAAGAAUCAUAUUUUCAUACGGUCAUACAGCUGUGUCUGUGACCCUUUUACAGGGCACUGCAGGGUGGAUUAAAGGUGGCAAUUUACUGAGAACUGCAGAUGUCUCUACUUUGUUCUGAAGUCAUGAGGUGAUUUGAUUUACUUUAUAGAAGUUGGAUUUUGAAGACAUAAUGAAAAUUUUUGAUAAUACAGUAGUACAAAAAAAGCACCAGCAACUGAUAAAACUGCUUUUUGUGCAUUACCCAACUGGUUAAAGCCAAUGUGAUCUUUUAUGGUGAGCUGCUAAGAAAUAGGUGUUUUUGAUGGAAACUUGGUUAGACCCUUUAAAACUACAGACUUGUGCUAAUGAGCACAUAUAAUAAAGCCACCAUUAUUUUUUAUGAAACAUCAGACUACAUUUUAAAAAGGCUAUGUGAGGGCAUUAUUUUGAGCUUCUAUUUUGAGGUAAUAUUUUUAAAGUUAACAUCAAAUCAAAUUGUAAAUUAGUUUAAAUAUAUUGCCUUAAGGACCUACUAAAGAAUGUGCCACCAAACUUUAAGUGAUAGUUGCAAUAUCCUUGUCUAAAAAGAAAAUCAAUGUUGACUUAAACAUUCUUUAACAGUUGUCUUGAUUUUUUUUUUUAAACCAAUUUUUUUUCCACUGAGGAAGUCUUUUACCUUCCCUACUCACUGAGAAGUAUUGGCUUGGCUUCAUGGUACACAUUCUAAAGCAUUUCUGAUUUGAAUAUUUUUGUACAUUUUUAUCAAUUAUUAAACCUUCUCUUCUA